Molecule: messenger RNA, 1785 nt
Organism: Macadamia integrifolia
Lineage: Eukaryota; Viridiplantae; Streptophyta; Magnoliopsida; Proteales; Proteaceae
Product: flotillin-like protein 4
Exons: 2
Coding region: 127-1569 (480 amino acids)
Biological process (GO): protein localization to plasma membrane
Cellular component (GO): plasma membrane; plasma membrane raft
Source: RefSeq, a predicted model, not a curated record
UUAUAGAAGGCUUUAGCAGUUUAGCCCAACGAUAAGGUGCUCUGUUUCCAUUUCUCUGCCUCUGCAAACAGUUCAACACUAAAAAAAUUCUCCCCAUUAAUCUGUUUAGAAGGAAAACCAGACACAAUGUACAAGAUAGCAAGUGCGUCGGAGUACCUAGCGAUCACCGGCUUCGGAAUUGACGAUAUAAAACUAGCAAAGAAAGCAUGGGUCCUCCCGGGUCAGUCCUGUACCAAAUUCGAUGUCUCCCCUGUGAACUACACUUUCCAAGUCCAAGCCAUGAGCGCAGAGAAGCUCCCUUUCAUCCUCCCUGCAGUCUUCACCAUCGGCCCUAGUAUUGAUGACGAGGAUAGCCUCGUCAAGUAUGCCAAGCUCAUCUCCCCACAUGACAAGCUCUCCAACCAUGUCAAGGAGCUAGUCCAAGGGGUAAUUGAGGGAGAGACUCGAGUUCUGGCUGCAUCAAUGACCAUGGAAGAGGUCUUUAAAGGCACCAAAGAGUUCAAACAAGAAGUCUUUGGGAAGGUCCAGCUUGAACUUAAUCAAUUUGGGCUCUUGAUUUAUAAUGCUAAUGUUAAGCAGCUGGUCGAUGUGCCGGGUCAUGAGUACUUCUCCUAUCUUGGCCAGAAGACCCAAAUGGAGGCCGCAAAUCAAGCUAGAGUUGAUGUUGCAGAGGCCAAGAUGAAGGGCGAGGUUGGUUCAAAGCUCCGUGAAGGGCAGACCACACAGAACGCAGCGAAAAUUGAUGCGGAGACUAAGAUUAUAUCGACGCAGAGGCAAGGAGAUGGGAAGAAAGAAGAGAUUAAGGUGAAAACAGAGGUCAAGAUUUUUGAGAAUCAGAAAGAGGCCGAGGUGGCUGAAGCCAAUGCUAAAUUGGCAACCAAGAAGGCUGGGUGGGCUCAGCAAUCCCAGUUAGCAGAGGUAGAGGCAGCCAAGGCAGUGGCCAUCCGAGAAGCUGAGUUACAGAUGGAGGUCGAACAAAGGAACGCGUUGACUCGCACGGAAAAGCUCAAGGCCGAGUUACUCAGUAAGGCCAGUGUUGAGUAUGAGACAAAGGUGCAAGAGGCGAAUUGGGAGCUCUAUAAGAGACAGAAAUUGGCAGAAGCAAUUUUGUAUGAGAAGGAGAAGGAAGCAGAGGCACAGAAAGCAAUGGCAGAAGCAAGCUUUUAUGCCCGUCAACAGGUUGCAGACGCGGAACUGUACGCGAAGAAUAAGGAGGCUGAAGGGCUUGUGGCACUUGCACAGGCACAGGGGGUCUAUCUGCGCACCCUCCUUGGAGCCUUGGGAGGCAACUAUGGUGCAUUUAGAGACUACAUGAUGAUCAAUGGUGGAAUGUUCCAGGAGAUUGCGAAAAUUAAUGCAGAGGCCGUGAAAGGUUUGCAACCCAAAAUCAGCAUUUGGAGCAAUGGGAGCAGUGGCAGUGAGAUGGGAGAGGGUGCAGGUGGGAACAGUAGUAGCACAGCAAUGAAGGAGGUGGCCGGAGUUUACCGGAUGUUGCCACCCUUGUUUAAAACAGUGCAUGAGCAAACUGGGAUGCUACCACCGGCAUGGAUGGGUUCAAUGACAGAGUAAACUAAACUGCCAAUUAAGAAUUCAUCAAUUGAGUCAUAGAGAAAUAAGUGCUCAAGUUGCAUCUCUUUUUUAUUUCAGCAGAUUCUCAAUCUAAAAAGGUCUCAAUUUUUAAAUCCUCAACUCAAUACGUUUAUAGUACUAUGACUAGAGGGUUAUUGUAUGAGGCUGUUUCUUGAUGCUCCACUAAGAAUGAAUUCUCACUUAUGAUACUGUCAA